Messenger RNA from Anastrepha ludens (Mexican fruit fly), 5448 nucleotides. RefSeq names its product (E3-independent) E2 ubiquitin-conjugating enzyme UBE2O. The record is from RefSeq and is a predicted model, not a curated record. The coding region runs from base 212 to 4696 and encodes 1494 amino acids. The transcript is spliced from 14 exons. NCBI's taxonomy places the organism in Eukaryota, Metazoa, Arthropoda, Insecta, Diptera, Tephritidae.
ACGAAAAAAAAAAUCGCAAAUACGGGGAAAAAUAUAAAAAAUAAAAAAAUCGUCUCAGUUCAAAACGGUAAACAUUUAAGGAUCGCUCAUGUGCACCUUAAUUAGAAAAAGAAAUUUGAUGUGAAAGAGAGUGAAGUGGAUGUGAAAGUUAGUUGUAGUUAAGGAUCAAGGCACGAAAAACCGCAUUUAUUCUAUAAUAGCAACGAAUAACAUGGACCACAUUGAGCAGAAGUUAGGAAACGACGAGCCGGAGCAACAUUCAUUUGCAAAGACUGAAUUCCCAGAUGAAGCUCCAACAAGUUCCGAGUCGGUAAAAAUAAGGGAAAGCGAUUGUGACAUGAAACCAUUAGGGAGCUCUAUCAAGCAAGACGACGCUGAUACAGAACAGAAAACUCCUGUGCCUGUGGGUGGAGAUCGUCAUGGUUCAUCUGUAGACAAUCGAUAUUUCUAUGAAGAUGAAGUUUUUCAUAUUGAUAAAAGAGGCCGUGUCAAAUUUGGACUGGUUAUUGGAACGUCUGAGGCAUAUGAUGGUGAUGAGGAAGACGACGUUGAAGGUGCGUUAUUGAAAGGUGAAGUGCGAGUAGCGUGGUAUUCUGAAGGCAAAGAGGAGGUCCGAGAGGAAAGGGCGAUUGGAUUAGCUGAUCGCACACUAAUUCCUAGUGAUGUGGUGCGUCGUUUAGUGCCAGGCAAGGAAACGCAACGUGGCUAUUGUCGUGAUAUUAGAAUGCACGCAGAUGUAAAAGUGCUGGGCACCAAGUAUGUCAUAAAAAAUGUUAUGACCGAACGGCUGCGUCCGAUUAACUAUUGGCAAGGAGGUAGUGCCGUAUGUCUAGAUUCUUGGGUUGGAAGCACGAGAGAUGUGGAGGAGAAGGCUGUGCUUAGGUCAGCCGCUGGUGCCCGCAUUGAAAUCUCAUCAAAUAUGUUCCACGCUUUUUCGGACUAUAAUACUCUUAAUACAACAGGAAUCUUUGAUCCUCAUGUAUUCUUUCCGGGUAAUGUUGUAGUGGGCCGUUUACAAUCAUUAGAUUCUGUGAAAUUGCUAACGCCCAAUAUACCGAUACACAAAAACAAAAAAGGAAAAGCAUUAAAAGGAAGGUAUACAAUUGAGUCUGUCGAGACUACUUCAGUUUGGGUUGACUGGCAAUGUAAAGCUCUCUCUGAUGCAACUGAUAUUGACGCCGCCCUUCUUGAGCAACCAAAUCCUUGUGUGAGUGGUGAGGACUUGCAACGGUUGAAACGUUUAAAUCUCUUUGAGUCAUGCAUGCCCCAGAUAAGCGAUCGCAACUAUUUAAAAUUUUCCAGUCUUGAUACCUGUAUAAAAAAAUCGCAAUGGGGAAAAGAUUUAGCCAGUAAAUUUAAAGAAGAAUUUGCACAAAUUCAAAAAACAAUUGAAGAUUUAGACAUUCAAAGAAAAAAAAAUAAACCCAGUUCAGUUGACGUUGAUUCGAAAAGGGCAAAACCUAAAAAGUCUACUUCGAAAUUAGAUAAACCGAGCAGCGCUGAUAGCAAAGAAGAGACGAGCCCACACGAAACUUCCGUUGAACAAGGUGCAUCCAAUUUGCAAACGAAAGAAACUUCUGGAUCAAAUGUAGAACCAGAAUGGGUUACAGAUGAGGAAGAUGAAGAGGAUGAUGAGGAUGAAUAUUUCUUCAAUGAUGAUUUCUAUGAAGAUGGUGUUAGCACUACAACCUGUUCAACUCCUUCGCCUCAUCACAGUCCAAAACCUAGCAAACGACACUUUUUAAAAAAGAAAAGUAAAGCACCCACAAAACGUGCACCUUCUUUCAUGAUUCCGGAGUUUCAGCCAAAAGAUGGCGAUGAAUUAGUCACUGAAGUGGGUGUUGUAUUCAGCACUGCUACUGUCGUUUGGCAAGAUGGCACCGUAGAGGCUGAUAUACCAUCCACACAAUUGUACCCUAUACACCAUUUGGAUAAUCAUGAGUUUUUCCCGGGAGAUUUCGUUACGUCCGGCAAAGAAGGUGCUGAUACGAGCUAUCGUAAUUAUGGUGUCGUACAAAUGGUGGAUCACCAGGGACGUACAGCGCGUGUAAAAUGGUUUACAACGUACACAUCGGCGGAUGAACCGAGACCCACAUAUAAUGGUGAAACCGAAGUAAGUGUUUACGAUUUAAAAGAUCAUGCUGACUUUCAAUAUCGCCCUGGAACCAUGGUUAUACGCGUUGCAAAUUUUGUUGGAGAAGAUGCCACUUGUACAGCAGGUCAAAUCAUAGAUAAUUACACUGAUGGGCGAACCAAGGUGUGGUGGGUGGACGGACAUAUAAGUAUGUGUUGGCCACAAGAUUUGUUUGAAGUUGGCCAGAAUGAGUACGCUGAUUGGGGCCAAGAAUCUGAGGAUUCGUGGGAAACAGAAUCGGAAAAUAGCGAACUGGGGGGCAGUACACCCAUGGUAGCUCUGGAAGAAUCGCAGGUUAUGUGGAACAUUGAGCGCACACGUGUUGCUAUUGCGCGUUUAGAAGAAAUUUUCAGUAUGAGUCCAAAGUUGCAAAAUGUCGAAGUGAUGCGUAAUUUGUUAAAUGUUUACAAAGGUUGUCGUUACUUAGAUCGAUUAAUGAACACCAGCUUUUUUCAUGAAGAUAAUUUCAUGGGCCUUAUUGAACGUGUACGUAUAGGUGGGUCUCAAGCGGUUGCGGAACGUGCGCAGGAUCGAAAAAAUCGUCUGUAUAAUUAUGUGCCAGCUACUUCACCAAAUGUGAAACAACAUAUGACAACUCAUGCAGAAUCGUCUCAUCUGACUAUUGUUUCUUGCACAUGCCCAAGCACCAGCACGCACUCUAACCUUGCAGCAGCAGCUGCAUCCAAAAAAUAUGCACCCAAAAUUAUCUUCAACAUUUCGCGAACGCCGUAUAAAACUCCAUCAAACACUGGUAAUGUUCCUGGUGCAGCUACUGGCUCUUCUGCUAGUGGCAGUCUCCCUAUGCUGCCUCCUGUGGUAAAGUUAAAAUCGUCAACAGCGACCGCUACUAUGACAUUAGCAUCAUCACAACACAACUCGUUUGAGAAAGCUGGAGGUACGCAGUUGGCAGUAGCCGAUGAAGAGCCACAAACCGUUCAUAACACGGAUAGUAAGACAGUAUUGAGCCAUCAACAAAACAUUAUUGCCCAGAAUAGUCAACUGAUCCACUCAGCUAUGCUUAACAUUGAAAAAGCAUUCGAAAAAACUUGCCAAAUAAAAUCAGUACCGGCAACAUCACAGUUGUAUUCAUUAUUGAAGGAUGACUCCGGUAAUUAUUCGCGUAAUGAGAACUGUGAUGGCAGUUCAACCAGCUAUGCCAGCUACUCAGAUCUCACAAAUGCAGAUGGAAAUGGGUCGUUAACGAAAGUUAAUGAUGAUCAAAAGUCAAUAUCUUGUAGCAGCAUCGAAUUUAAUGAAGAUGCGCCGCCUGAAAUGGAUUGUGUGCGCCUCUGUUCGUUACUAAAGGAACAGUUAAUUAAAUGCAUACAACAAAUUCGUGAAAAAUUCUACCAAGGCGAUAAUCUCAAUUUGAACGAAGUAUUCGGUUUUGAUGACAAUGAGAGGUCGCUAUCCGGAGAAGCAGUGGUCUUAUCUGAAGAAAAGUCAGCGAAAGGCAACGAAGAAGGAAAACCAAAUGUGGUGGAGAAAAAGUUUCAAAAUUUGAAAAAAGCCGAUGUACCUGUUGAAAGAACAGAUUCAGCAACAGAAUCGCAAGAUUCCAUUGUAAGCUCGCCUGUCUCACCAAUGUCGCUCGUAAAUGUAGCAUCGGAAAGUUUUCAAGUUUUGGCGCUAUCGCCAUCGGGCCACAAGUAUCAAUUGACCAUUUUUCAUCCACAUAAUACUCAGCAAUAUUAUAGAGCAGUACAACGCGAACAUCGCAUGUUGAAGUCUUCGCUGCCACCUGGCGUCUGGGUUAAAAUUUUUGAAGAUCGCAUUGAUUUGCUCAGCGUCAUGAUUGAGGGUCCAAAAAAGACGCCAUACGAAGAUGGUUUGUUUUUCUUCGAUAUUCAGCUUGGCCCCGACUAUCCAAAGAGUCCGCCAUUGUGCCACUACAUAAGUUAUUGCUCAGAUCGCUUAAAUCCAAACCUAUACGAAGACGGUAAAGUAUGUGUGUCUUUGCUGGGCACUUGGGCGGGGCGCGAUUCAGAAGUUUGGGGUCCAAAUAGCACUCUACUCCAGGUGAUUGUUUCUAUACAAGGUCUGAUACUGGUACCUGAACCAUACUUUAAUGAGGCUGGUUAUGAUAAACAAAAAGGUUCACAGCAGGGCAGCGAAAACUCACGCAUGUACAAUGAAAUGGUUAUCAUCAAAAUGGUGCAAUCGUCUACGAAGCUUUUACAGCAGCCACCAGAACUAUUUCGACGCGAAAUAUACGAACAUUGGAAACAACGUGGUUUUUUAAUGUACGAACGCAUUAAAGGUUGGAUGGAAUUAUCCAAAUCAACACCAAAUAACCAAAACGAAGUGGGUAAAACAAAAUGUGCAGUAGAAGAAGAGGUGUAUCAGCCAGAACAAUCAAACUUGACUGCCGUUAUCCCAGAAAAUGUGAAAAUUAACUACGCUCCUCCCGAUUUCCCACUUGUACCUGCUAGCCGUGGCUUUUGUUUAACAUUAGUGGACCUCAUAGAAACAUUUAAAAUGAAAUUAGUAGCGCUAAGUACGGAACGUAAACAGUCGAUGGAGAAAGAUGAUGCAGCCACGAUUAUAAAGGGCAUGGAUUAGAACAUGAAAUUAGCACCAAUUGUGACUGUCGUGCUUUUUUUGUUCGCCUAAACGACUUUCUGUAACGACUUUUUCUGUGUAAAAUUGAGAAAUUUAUCAAAUUCUAUUUUUUAUUAUUUUAUUUGAAUAAUUUUCGCCUAUUGUAUGGUACUUACGUUACAUUUGCGUUUAAGCAUUGCCGAUUCGAAUUCUUACAUGCAUACAAGAAUUUAACACUAACUUUUUAUAAACAAAGUAUUAAAUUACUAAUUUAAGUCACAUACUCACAUAUUUGAAGAACAUUUGUCUAAAUUACAUGAAAUAAUACUCAAACACAUGCUGUAAAUUAUAAAUCUCAAAAAAGAAAAAUAGCUCAACCUACAUAAUUAUAUGCCUCAGUCAUAAAAGGAAAUAAAUUACUAGAAAUUCUAAAUUGAAAAUGUAAACCGAGCGCAGGCUAAAUUUAGUACUAAAAAGUGUUGUGCAUUUUAUCAGCAAAAUAAGCAGGGAAAAUCUGCAAUUAUUUUCCUUAUCAGAUUUUUAAUCGACAUGUAACUAUUAAGAAAAACGAAGUUGUAAUUAUUGAAACAACAAAAAUAAAUGAGAUGCAAUUGUCGAUCAGAAAAUGGAUUAUACAUAUAUUUAGAGGAUUCACAAGUUGUAAAGCCAUAAAAUCCUAAACUGUACUUUAUAUUAUGAUAGUUUAAAAAUUUUGUUGUUGUCUUGCACAGAAAAAGGAAUUAAAAAAAUACAAACUGUGAUUGCUAUUUGUA